UUUGGUUUAAUUUGCUUAAGACUUCAAAUAGUUUAAGUUGGGAGCCAAACACUACUGGAGAAUAACGGAAACCCACAUUUUACUCCUGCAGGAGAGAAACUCACAGAUCACUGACCACAUCUUUUGUGAUUUGCGGUACUGAACUCGCAGCUGUUAUGGCUCACAGAUUAAGUGGUGCAUCAUCAUCUUUAAAUGAUUUAAUCAAGAUAAGUCAGUUGCUCAGUCCAGGCCAACCAGCACUGCACCGUCUUCCAACAACAAGACGUGAUCUAGACAAGGAUGGCAAGACCAGAAAGUGGACAUUUGGACAGAAAUAUGGAAAUCUGCAAAACAAAACAAUCCUGAUGGUGGGAGAAACUGGAUCAGGCAAGACCACUCUGAUCAACACCAUGGUCAAUUACUUUCUGGGGGUGAAGUUUGAGGAUAAAGUGUGGUUUGAGAUCACAGAAGAAGAAAAGAGAAAUCAAAGAGAAUUUCAUACAUCUGCCACUGUCUAUGAGAUCAUUUCUGAGGAGAAACUCUCCUCUCUUACCAUCAUUGACACUCCAGGUUAUGGAGACACCAGGGGAAUAGAGAAGGACAUGGAAAUCGCUCGAAACUUACAUGAAUUAUUUCUACAUGUUACUGGAGUGAAGGAUCUUGAUGCUGUGUGUCUUGUACUGAAAUCGACUCAGAACAGAAUCUCAGAGAAUCAGCGCUACAUUUUUGAAGCAGUUCUGUCCUUAUUCGGUAAAGACAUAGAGGACAAUAUAAUGCUGUUUAUUACACACUCAGAUGGAGGACGACCAACAAAUGUUCUGGAAGCCAUCAAGAACGAAAAGAUCCCCUGCUGUUAUGAUGAUGAGAAUAAACCUGUUCAUUUCCUUUUUAACAACCGUCAGUCUGAGAAACAGGCAAAAAAAUAUGAGCAUGUUUCCAAAUCAUCUUGGGAAAUGGGGGAAAGUAGUUUGGAGGAUUUUUUUGAAUUCCUAAACUCACGACAGAGAAAAAGCUUAACUAUGACUGUAAGAGUUCUAAAGGAACACAUGCAGCUUGAGGCCUGUGUUGAGAGUCUGAAGGAACGCAUCAAGUUCAGGGAAUGGAAGCAGAGAGAACUGACUAAAGUUCAGGAUGCUCUGAAACUGAACAAAGAAAAGAUUGAGAAGAAUGAAAAUUUUCCUUUCACUGUCACGACAGUUUACAAAGAGAAAGUCGACAUUACAGGUGCCUCAUGGUGGGACCGAAAGGUGACCUCCUGCACAGAAUGUCAGGUAAAUUGCCAUGAGUAUGGAUGCUGGAUUUCCACAAAUGCAGUUUGGUGCCAAGUUAUGAAAGAUAAGCACUGCACUGUGUGUAAGUGCCCUGACAGUAAACAUGUCAGAGAGAGCAGGAAAUAUGUAACAGAGCAGAGAGAAGAGAAAGUCAUAUUUAAAGAACUGAAAAAGAAACAUAGUAAUACAAAUGAAGAAGUCAUUUAUGACAGAAAUUCUUUUAAAGAAGUGGAAACAGAGCAUGAAAAAGCUCUGAAAAUGAAAGAAGAGAUGACAAAGCUAGAAAUCGGCCUGAAAACAGUCCUGACUGAGAAUGAAGAACAGAGGAAGACCUUGGUGAAAGGCGUCUGUGUGUCAAUCAUAAAACUGUCUGAGAUUGCAUUAAAACCAGACUCUGUCUUCACCAUUCAGUACCUUGACUUCCUGAUUCCUCAAGUUGAAGAAGUUGGAGCUGCAGAGUGGAUUCAGAAACUGAAGGACAUGCAGAAACUGCAGCUGCUAAAGAAUCACCUGUAAAGAGGUAUUUUAGUAGGAUGAAGGAUUACUUUAGUGAAAACAGGACGGGGCUUUAACACUGUACAAGUAAUGGCACCAGCAGUACAUAUUAGAAUACAGGCAAUUUAAGCACACGGAGUCUGGGUUAGCGCCAUAAAACAGCUUGUGUCAAGAACCAGGCUCUGACCUCCACAGGUCCAAUCACUAAUACAAAUGGGCAAUAAAAGACAGCAAUAAAGACAAUAAGGAGACAGCAGUGUGUCUCUUAAUCAAACUUUGAGUAACAGAAAAUCAUAUUUCUGGGAUUUAUAUCCACUCCAAAUGUUGAUCACCCAUCCUGGUUCGACACCAGAAGACCGGACAUACUAAAAACAAGGUUGUGCAAUAUAUUAUUAUGAAUCUAUCAAUUUAGCGAGUUAAUUGAUAUUCCAAACAUGGAUCCACAGCUCCAUCAAGUGGCUGGAGUAAGACAUGCAACGACACGAAACCAUUCCAUCAUGAAUUGAAAGAAAUUAUUUUACAUGCCUGCCUGAUGUUUAAAACUUUUUGUUUGUAAGUGAUAUUAC
Molecule: messenger RNA, 2311 nt
Organism: Colossoma macropomum (tambaqui)
Lineage: Eukaryota; Metazoa; Chordata; Actinopteri; Characiformes; Serrasalmidae
Exons: 3
Coding region: 156-1766 (536 amino acids)
Molecular function (GO): GTP binding
Source: RefSeq, a predicted model, not a curated record